AUGGCUCAAACAACUACGUUUGUCUACAAACUAACAGUGAGGAAAAUCAUGUCUCGCUUUACGCACGCAGUCGUCAGUCGCGUUCCGGAUUUCGUCAGUGAAACCAGCAUCAGCAUUAAUACCACCAAGCUGCGCAAGGAGCUUGAAUUAUUCUGCGACAAGUUGCGCGAGGCUGGUGUCGACGUAAUGGAGUUGGCCCCGGAGCAACGGGCUGCCGCUUCGUCACUGUUCGUCGGCGACGUCGCAAUCGUUUCACAAGGCAUCGCGCUGGUGACACCGACCACUCGGGCCAGCAAAGAGUUUUUCGUUGGCCUGACCAAGUGGACGAACUACGAAGGAGCGGUUGAAGUUGCCAAGACCUUUCCGGACUCACCAGUUACGGCGAUUAAAGUGGACGGGCCAAACCAUUUAAAAAACUACGUCUCUUUGGCAGCGCCAGGAAUAUUUGCGGUCGGGCAAUCUGAUGAGGCGCGGAAAAUAAUUAAAAGAAUAGAGCGAGAAGCGGCGUACAAGUACCACAUUAUUACGUUAGACGACGAAACAGGUGCCAACUGUCUGAACGUGAACGGCACUUUGAUGUACAGAGGUGACGGGCAACAAUCUGAGAAAAUUCUUAAUCUUACGGAAUUCGAGCGGUGUCCGUUAGACAUGCGGGAAAUGGGAAACUGCGGUGGCAUCCUUUCGCAGUACUGUUUACUAUUGAGGAAAAUUAGGCUGUCGAAGAGCGUCAAUGAACUAUGA
This is a messenger RNA of Soboliphyme baturini, 741 nucleotides long. The record is from the annotation of a GenBank genome assembly. Lineage: Eukaryota; Metazoa; Nematoda; Enoplea; Dioctophymatida; Soboliphymatidae.